UGGAGGGGCGGGCCGAAGGUGGAGAUCCGGAUCCGGAGCGGCUGAAAGGCGGAAGUGGAGGUCGGAGCCUGGGACACCGCCGGGGGGGAGAGGAGCGGAGUCAGCCCGAGCCCCCGCCUCACAGGACGCCGCCGCCCCGGAGCCACGUUGGAAGCCCCCUUCCCACCAAGUGCCUCUCUGCGCAGCACCGCAGCACCAGCCCCCACCCCACGCUCCCAGGGACCACGACAGUCAGCAGCACAGGCCAUGGCGGGUCGGGGAGGCGCAGCUCGCCCCAACGGACCAGCCUCGGGGAACAAGAUCUGCCAGUUCAAGCUGGUCCUGCUGGGGGAGUCGGCAGUGGGCAAGUCCAGCCUCGUGCUCCGCUUUGUCAAGGGCCAGUUCCACGAGUACCAGGAGAGCACCAUUGGAGCGGCCUUCCUCACACAGACGGUCUGCCUGGACGACACAACGGUCAAGUUUGAGAUCUGGGACACAGCUGGCCAGGAGCGGUACCACAGCCUGGCGCCCAUGUACUACCGCGGCGCACAGGCAGCCAUCGUGGUCUACGACAUCACCAACACGGACACUUUCUUGCGGGCCAAGAACUGGGUGAAGGAGCUGCAGCGGCAGGCCAGCCCCAACAUCGUCAUAGCGCUGGCGGGGAACAAGGCCGACCUGGCCAGCAAGCGGGCCGUGGAGUUCCAGGAUGCCCAGGCCUACGCUGAGGACAACAGCCUGCUGUUCAUGGAGACAUCUGCCAAGACUGCCAUGAACGUCAACGAGGUCUUCAUGGCCAUCGCCAAGAAGCUGCCCAAGAAUGAGCCCCAGAACGUAGCAGGUGCGCCAGGCCGGAACCGAGGUGUUGACCUGCAGGAGAGCAGCCCAGCCAGCCGGGGCCAGUGCUGCAGCAACUGAGCGCUGCCCUCAGACCAACACAACUGCCGGAACCCAUGCCGCCCACUGCACUUAGGCCGCUGCUGGCUGCGGGCAGGAGGCUCGGGACCCUCCUCUGACUCUGAUCCUGGGCUGGGGCAAUGUUCCACCUGCACCUUCUGUACAAAUACUAAUUCAAUUUUAAGUCUUAAGUCACUUUUUUAAUAUAUAUAUGAUCUCUUCUCUUCCCACCGCCCCCUCCACCACUCUGCCGCUGGUCCUUUGCAGGGAUGGCCAAGCUCUUGUCCCCGCCUUGGGGAUACAGCCAAAGGUGACCCCUCUGUGCCUUCUUGCUGAAGGGCAGAUUUGGGGCACCUGUGUCCUCACCUUGUCAGGAGUGGCCUCACCCAGGACGGUGGGCCCUGGAAGGGACCUACUCCCUGUGGCUGGCCCUCCUCUGCUACCCUGCUGCCAGCCAGCUCUGGGCAGGAGGGGACCACAGCAUUACUGCAGCGUCCUUGUGACAGCCACACACCCAUGGCCCAGAUGCCCCCCUCGGUCAACCCGACCUCUGCUCUGAGCCCUGUUCUGACCAAAUCACGAUGAUGAGUAUUGGGGGGUAGGGGGCAUGGGAAGGGACAGAACCAACUUUUUCUGUAUUUUGUAUUGUAUGUUUCUUCAACAUGUAACCAAUCAGUAUCUUGUCAAUAUAGUCAGCUGAUCGAUGGACCUAA
This is a messenger RNA of Cavia porcellus (domestic guinea pig), 1589 nucleotides long. RefSeq names its product RAB5C, member RAS oncogene family (gene Rab5c). The transcript has 6 exons. Gene Ontology annotation, molecular function: GTPase activity; GTP binding. Bases 247 to 897 code for a protein of 216 amino acids. NCBI's taxonomy places the organism in Eukaryota, Metazoa, Chordata, Mammalia, Rodentia, Caviidae. Gene Ontology annotation, cellular component: Golgi apparatus; endosome. The record is from RefSeq and is a predicted model, not a curated record.